AUGACCAAAGAAAAUGAACGUGCUGAGUUUUCUACUUUAAAUUAUAGAUUUAAAAGUUAUAUACUUAUACUUGCAGAAAUUCUAAAUUGCAGCAUGAAUCCAUGUUCAGAGGCUGCUCCACAGCAUGACAUUGAAGGAGAUGGACGCUGGAACAGCAUCCAUAACAGAUUUUUAUCUGAUGCAAAGGGAAAAGAAGCUGAUGUAGUCUUUAUAGGUGAUUCAAUAUUACAAGCUUUGGAACACACUGAAGUUUGGAACCAAUGGUUUGCUCCUCUCCAUUGUCUUAAUUUUAGUAUUCAUAGAGAUCAGACUCAAAAUGUUUUAUGGCGUAUUAAAAAUGGUGAACUUGAUCAUGUUGACCCAAAGGUAAUUGUGCUACAUGUUGGCACAAACAAUGUUGACAACUCCGCUGAACAAAUCUGUGAAGGUAUUCUUGAAAUAGUUAGAGCAAUUAGGGAAAAGCAUCCUAAUGCAUACAUAGUGUUACCUAGUCUGCUACCUCGCGGCCAACAUCCUAAUUGUUUAAGAGAAAAAAAUAGCAGGAUUAACCAACUUUUACGUGAAAAGGUUAUGAAUAUGAAUAAAGUUGAAAUGGUCUUCAUAGAUAAAGGGUUUAUCCAAAGUGAUGGCACUAUUAGUCAUCAUGAUAUGCAUGACUAUCUUAUACCUACAAAUACUGCUUGUCGAAAAGCAUUUGAGCCUAUUUAUGAUCUCCUACAACAAAUUUUGUCAGAGGGGGAACCGGAGAAAGAUUUAACACCCUCUGAA
This is a messenger RNA of Iphiclides podalirius (scarce swallowtail), 768 nucleotides long. Lineage: Eukaryota; Metazoa; Arthropoda; Insecta; Lepidoptera; Papilionidae. The record is from the annotation of a GenBank genome assembly.